ACUAAUGGACUCAACCACAGCGACGGCGGAGCUCGGCUGGAUCGUGCAUCCUCCAUCAGGGUGGGAAGAGGUGAGCGGCUACGAUGAGAACAUGAACACGAUCCGCACGUACCAGGUAUGCAAUGUAUUUGAGUCAAGCCAGAACAACUGGCUACGGACCAAGUUCAUCCGGCGCCGCGGCGCCCACCGCAUCCACGUGGAGAUGAAGUUCUCCGUGCGCGACUGCAGCAGCAUCCCCAGCGUGCCCGGCUCCUGCAAGGAGACCUUCAACCUCUAUUACUAUGAGGCCGACUUUGACUCGGCCACCAAGACCUUCCCCAACUGGAUGGAGAACCCCUGGGUGAAGGUGGACACCAUCGCGGCCGACGAGAGCUUCUCGCAGGUGGACCUGGGUGGCCGGGUCAUGAAGAUCAACACCGAGGUGAGGAGCUUCGGGCCCGUGUCCCGCAGUGGCUUCUACCUGGCCUUCCAGGACUAUGGCGGCUGCAUGUCCCUCAUCGCUGUGCGUGUCUUCUACCGCAAGUGCCCCCGCAUCAUCCAGAAUGGCGCCGUCUUCCAGGAGACACUGUCAGGGGCCGAGAGCACCUCGCUGGUGGCCGCGCGGGGCAGCUGCAUCGCCAAUGCUGAGGAGGUGGACGUGCCCAUCAAGCUCUACUGCAACGGGGACGGCGAGUGGCUGGUGCCCAUCGGGCGCUGCAUGUGCAAAGCGGGCUUCGAGGCCGUGGAGAAUGGCACCGUCUGCCGAGGUUGCCCAUCUGGAACCUUCAAGGCCAACCAAGGGGACGAGGCCUGCACCCACUGUCCCAUCAACAGCCGGACCACUUCAGAAGGGGCCACCAACUGCGUCUGCCGCAAUGGCUACUACCGAGCCGACCUGGACCCGCUGGACAUGCCCUGUACAAGUACGUCUGGNGCACCCCAGGCUGUGAUCUCCAGCGUGAACGAGACCUCCCUCAUGCUGGAGUGGACCCCGCCCCGCGACUCGGGGGGCCGCGAGGAUCUCGUCUAUAACAUCAUCUGUAAGAGCUGUGGCUCAGGCCGGGGCGCCUGCACCCGCUGUGGGGACAAUGUGCAGUAUGCGCCCCGCCAGCUGGGCCUGACCGAGCCCCGCAUUUACAUCAGUGACCUGCUGGCCCACACCCAGUACACCUUCGAGAUCCAGGCCGUGAACGGCGUCACCGACCAGAGCCCCUUCUCGCCUCAGUUCGCCUCCGUGAACAUCACCACCAACCAAGCAGCUCCAUCGGCUGUGUCCAUCAUGCACCAGGUGAGCCGCACCGUGGACAGCAUCACCCUGUCGUGGUCCCAGCCCGACCAGCCCAACGGUGUCAUCCUGGACUAUGAGCUUCAGUACUAUGAGAAGGAGCUCAGUGAGUACAACGCCACGGCCAUAAAAAGCCCCACCAACACGGUCACUGUGCAGGGCCUCAAAGCCGGCGCCAUCUAUGUCUUCCAGGUGCGGGCACGCACCGUGGCAGGCUACGGGCGCUACAGUGGCAAGAUGUACUUCCAGACCAUGACAGAAGCCGAGUACCAGACAAGCAUCCAGGAGAAGCUGCCACUCAUCAUCGGCUCCUCGGCGGCUGCCCUGGUCUUCCUCAUUGCCGUGGUUGUCAUCGCCAUCGUGUGUAACAGACGGGGGUUUGAGCGUGCGGACUCGGAGUACACGGACAAGCUGCAGCACUACACCAGCGGCCACAUGACCCCAGGCAUGAAGAUCUACAUCGACCCUUUCACCUACGAGGACCCCAAUGAGGCAGUGCGGGAGUUUGCCAAGGAAAUUGACAUCUCCUGUGUCAAAAUUGAGCAGGUGAUCGGAGCAGGGGAGUUUGGUGAGGUGUGCAGUGGCCACCUGAAACUGCCAGGCAAGAGAGAGAUCUUUGUAGCCAUCAAGACGCUCAAGUCGGGCUAUACUGAGAAGCAGCGCCGGGACUUCCUGAGCGAGGCCUCCAUCAUGGGCCAGUUUGACCACCCCAACGUCAUUCACCUGGAGGGUGUUGUCACCAAGAGCACGCCUGUGAUGAUCAUCACUGAGUUCAUGGAGAACGGCUCCCUGGACUCCUUCCUCCGGCAAAACGAUGGGCAGUUCACAGUCAUCCAGCUGGUGGGGAUGCUGCGGGGCAUCGCAGCUGGCAUGAAGUACCUGGCAGACAUGAACUACGUUCAUCGUGACCUGGCCGCCCGCAACAUCCUUGUCAACAGCAACCUGGUCUGCAAGGUGUCUGACUUUGGCCUCUCACGCUUUCUGGAGGACGAUACCUCAGACCCCACCUACACCAGCGCCCUGGGCGGGAAGAUCCCCAUCCGCUGGACAGCCCCAGAAGCCAUCCAGUACAGGAAGUUCACCUCAGCCAGCGACGUGUGGAGCUACGGUAUCGUCAUGUGGGAGGUGAUGUCCUACGGGGAGCGGCCCUACUGGGACAUGACCAACCAGGACGUAAUCAAUGCCAUAGAGCAAGACUAUCGACUGCCACCGCCCAUGGACUGCCCAAGCGCCCUGCACCAGCUCAUGCUGGACUGCUGGCAGAAGGACCGCAACCACCGGCCCAAGUUUGGUCAGAUCGUCAACACGCUGGACAAGAUGAUCCGCAACCCCAACAGCCUCAAAGCCAUGGCGCCCCUCUCCUCCGGAAUCAACCUGCCACUGCUGGACCGCACGAUCCCCGACUACACCAGCUUUAACACAGUGGACGAGUGGCUGGAGGCCAUCAAGAUGGGGCAGUACAAGGAGAGCUUCGCCAGUGCCGGCUUCACCUCGUUCGAUGUCGUGUCACAGAUGAUGAUGGAGGACAUUCUCCGGGUCGGGGUCACCUUGGCUGGCCACCAGAAAAAAAUCCUGAACAGUAUCCAGGUGAUGCGGGCACAGAUGAACCAGAUCCAGUCUGUGGAGGGCCAGCCACCUGCCAGGAGGCUGGCAACAGGAAGAACCAAGCGGCGCGCCAGCCAUGGGAUGUCGCCACGAGACGUCACCAAGAACACGUGCAACUCAGAUGAUGGAAAAAAAGGGAGGGGACAACAGAAAAUAGAUCCUGGGAGGGGGCGGGAAAUACAAGGAAUAUUUUUCAAAGAGGAUUCUCAUAAGGAAAGCGAUCAUUGUUCUUGGGGGAAAAAAAAGGGCUUGGGAGAUUCAUGCGGUUUGGCCAAUCGGAGACCAAAAGCAGUUUCUCUCUAACUCCCUCUGGGAAGGCAACCUGGCUGGAGCCAAGAAACACUUUGAGGAAAACAAAUGUGAAAGGGAGAGACCAGGGCCCACCUUCUCUCCUGUCCCCAGGCUGCUCUUCCAGGCCUUGCUCAACAGCCACGUGCCAGGCGGACAGGCGGGCAGCCACCUGGGAACCACUCUGGGAACAUCCAUUCCCGCUGCCACUGGGCAAACAGAAGAAUGUUUCUGUCCUGGAGGCUAUUUUAGAAACUCCAAUGAAAAAGACUUGUUUCUCCUGUUGGCUCAAGGGGCUGAAAAGGGACUCUUGUCUUCCUGGGUCAGGGAGGACACAGGGACGCCAGAAAGGUCGGCCUUCCUGAGGCUGCCCCCCCAGGCCUGCAGCUCCCGGCCCCCCGGGCGCCCACUCCCGACAGCCCCCACCUGGAGGACUGAUGCCGCAGUGACUACCAUCAGCUACAACUGCCACGCCACCGAGGAGGGUUGAUCCUGCGUCUGGGUUUGUUUACAGCGAUUCGUGGACUGGGGGUAUUUUGGUCAGGGGUGAAUUUGGAUUGGGGGUUUGUUUGUUGGUUUUUUUUUUAAUGACAAUGAAGUGACACUUUGACAUUUCCUACCUUUUGAGGACUUGAUCCUUCCCCAGGAAGAAGGUGCUUUCUGCUUACUGACUUAGGCAAUACACCAAGGGCGAGAUUUUAUAUGCACAUUUCGGGAUUUUUAUAUGGUUUUCAUUGACACCCUUCCCUCCUCCCCCUGAAUAGAGUUCCCACCUGCUGCCAGGCCUCACCAAAGCCAACUGCCACGGGGCCAUCUGGGCCAUUCAUAGACUGAGUAGGAUUUGGGCAGAGAUGGGGGGCCAAGGUGGAGGAGCAUCCCCUCCCCGAGGACUGUUUCUGAAAGCAACAGAUUGAGCGGGAAGUAGGCUCUGAGGCUGCAGAGCCAGCAUUCUCUGCCCACUUGUCCACUCUCCUGCCCCAAUAUAUCCAGUACUUUCCAGGCAAAUAGGCCCCUUUGAGGUUCCUGCGUGCCCUCAGAUGGCCAGAACCCAGUUUCACCUCUGAGAGCCUAAACCAGGCUUCAUCAGAGGCCAGGACCCCGAUCAUUCACUGUGAUAUCUCAGCCUCCAGAGCAUCCCCCUCGGAGACACGUGCAGGCAUGCUCCCUUCCUCCCUGGGAGAAAGUGUGUGGUUCUCUCCCACCCCCUUCCCUCCUCCAGACCUUUGCCCAGAUCUGAAAGGUCUUGGCCAUGGGAAAACCCAUCAGCCAAGGGGUCUGGCCACAGUCUCCCUCCUGUGAGCAAAUGCAGGCACCUGAGCGGACCAAUCGGUUAGUGAAUUGAAUGGAAAUAAACACUUUAGUUAUAAAA
This is a messenger RNA of Miniopterus natalensis, 4526 nucleotides long. Lineage: Eukaryota; Metazoa; Chordata; Mammalia; Chiroptera; Miniopteridae. The record is from RefSeq and is a predicted model, not a curated record.